AGAUAAGAGAUCAGAACAUUAGAUCUCACUGUCUCUCUGUCUAAACAGCAACAAUGAUCGGAUUACUUUUCACUCUUUGCCUCUUUGUAACUGUGAAAACGGCUGACAUCCUUGAUCUUCAAGUACAAACAGUGAGGCGAGGAGACAACACGACAAUAAAAUGUGACCGAAUAACAAACAAAAAUGAUUCAUUAGUUUGGUAUCAACAGAGUUUAGGAAAACUGCCUCAGUACAUCGUGAGAACAUUUGUGACUGAAAAAUCUCGUCAAGAAUCUAAAACAGAAGUAAAGCACAGAUUUGAUAACACAUUUAAAGACUACUUCGCUGUAAAUAAAGAGACGUUUGAUCUCAGCAUUAAUGGAGUCAAAGAAGAAGAUAUAGGAAUAUAUUUCUGUGGAAAAGGACAGACAAAUACUGUAGAGUUUAUAUCUGGAACCCUUUUGCUGUUUGCAGAUGAGAAGACUGACCAUCAUCCUCCACCUGAAUCUGCUAUCAAGAAUGAAGAACCUGUUAAACUCCAGUGUUCAGUACAAGCAGUUACUCUGAACUGUUCAGGAGAACACAGUGUGUACUGGAUCAGACAUGGAUCAGGAGAAUCUCAUCCAGGAAUCAUCUACAUUCAUCCACACACCAGAGAUGAGUGUGAGAAAAGCUCUGAGACUGAUUCUCCUACACAGAGCUGUGUCUACAAACUCCCCAAGAGAAACCUCAGCCUCUCUGAUGCUGGAACUCACUACUGUGCUGUGGCUGAAUGUGGAGAUGAAGCUAAAUCUAAUGGAAAAGACAAUACCAGCUGGAUUGUUGCCUUGGUAACAUCUAAUGUGAUAUCUGUUAUUGUGAUCACGGUUCUGGGUGGACUUUUAUGUAAAAAACAACAGAAAGGUUCUGUCAGUGGUCACCAAGGAAACUCAAAACAUGAGGUUGAGGAUACAGAUGUUUUGAACUAUGCAACUGUGAAAUUUGCACAGAAACCUCCUUCCAGAGCCCCCAGAGUCAAGAAGAGUCAAGAUAUUUAUUCACAGGUCAAAGUACGAUAG
Molecule: messenger RNA, 1037 nt
Organism: Colossoma macropomum (tambaqui)
Lineage: Eukaryota; Metazoa; Chordata; Actinopteri; Characiformes; Serrasalmidae
Exons: 6
Coding region: 54-1037 (327 amino acids)
Biological process (GO): response to bacterium
Source: RefSeq, a predicted model, not a curated record